Molecule: messenger RNA, 1902 nt
Organism: Aureobasidium musti
Lineage: Eukaryota; Fungi; Ascomycota; Dothideomycetes; Dothideales; Saccotheciaceae
Source: the annotation of a GenBank genome assembly
AACAAGCUAGCAAGUGAAGACCAGCAAAAGAUCAGUGCAGAGGANAUUCACCACUGGCAAUUUACAAAGAACGGUAGAAGGAGUUUGGCAACUAUGACGGACGUUGCUUGUUCCUCACGGUCCCUGGAGCCUGUCUUUGAUACAUACCGCAAGCUCCCCUUAGACUUGGUAAGACGUCGAGCACUCGCAUAUACUCACCGCCCAUCGCCUCCUUGUCUGGACACUCAAUUGAACUACUUGACCCCGAGCCAUCAUCUUUACCUACUAACUCCCACAUCAAUCGACUCUACACAUCUCGACACGACAAUGGCAUCAGAGAACAGACCCACGAUGAUCAAGAUUUCAUCUCUCCUCAAUGCUCCUCCAUCUCCGGGUAUUCUGCCUCCCUUCUCAUCGUUGAGCCCGCCUCUCACUCCAGCACCAACCAGCCAAGCAUCUUCUGUCACACCCAGUCCUCCACCACAGGUCACUCGCUCUGGUGGAGCCUCGACGGGCCUUCGUCAGAAGAUUGCUAAGGACGCUGCCGUGUUCAAUCGCAAUCCAGCCCGAGGCGAGGUCAACUAUGCUCCGUUCGAGGUCAGUGACCAAUGCGCCAUGCUCAGCAAGAGAGAGCGUCUGGAGCUGGCUGAGCAUCAUCACCGCUUCAAGGUCUAUCCGAAUGGCAGCGGCGAGGAAGGGUUGAUCCGCGACUUUGUCCGUCACAUUNNCCCUUACAACAGUGAGAAGAAGGCAUUCUCCGACAAGACUGGUCGCGAGGCGUUCGAACUGUUUCAGUAUACCUUCAGCCUGCCCCACGAGCCCAACAAAACCUACACAGUCAUGUGGGACUAUCAGAUCGGCCUUGUCAGGAUCACACCUUUCUUCAAGGCAUGCAACUACCCCAAGACCCAACCCAACAAGGUUCUCAGUCUCAACAACGGUCUACGAGAACUUUCAUUCAGCAUCACUGGCGGUGCUAUUGCAGCUCAAGGCUACUGGAUGCCCUAUGGAUGUGCCCGUGCUGUCUGCGCCACGUUCUGCUGGCAUCUUCGAUGGGCACUUACCCCUAUCUUCGGUCCCAGCUUCAUCAGAGACUGCCUGCCUCCCAAUCAUCCUGGCUUUGCAAGAUUCAUCAUCGAGCCAGAUGUUGUUCGUGCAUGUGCUCGUGAGNNGGCAGAGGGCUGGCGCGCCGGCGUGAGUACCAACCACUACAGCCUUGCCUCGGGCAACUCCACCUCGGCAGCACCACCUCAUAUUCCUCGCUCAGCACCCAUGCAGAUGCCAGAGCCCAAGCGCCUUCGUGCUCGUCCUACACGCCCUCGAGUUGAUACCACCGCUCACCUCGGGAGCCCGUUCCAGAGCGAUGAUGAGGUUGCCGCUGUCAUUACUGACGCACCUCGUACUCGCCGAAACAUCCCUGACUCGCCCUCGGUCUCUCCGAAGACUUGCAUUUCUCCCACAGUCCACUGGGCUGCAGUCAACGACCUUCGAGAGAACGACAAUGGCACUCCUACCCCUUGUGUCAGCCACGACAACACAUCCAAGCUUCCAGCCGACAUGCAAAACCUUCUCGUCACACCCACCUCUACUUCUGGACAUACCGUUCCAUCUCAGGCAGCUGGUGCUCGUAAACGCCGCCGCUCCUUUGAAAUUGCACCUGCAUCGUCAUCACCCAUCACUUCGCUCACUGCAUCUCCUACCACUGAUUCGGGCUCUGACGGCGAAGACCCCGAAUACGUGGCUUCAUCAAGUNNGAGAAAGAGGAUGACGAAAGCGAAGGUGAAGGCACAAGCAGUCAGACCAGAACAAGCAAGAAGAGAAAGNAUCAAUGUGCCUGGGGUUGGUCGCUUCAGAGCCAGAGAGGUCAAUGCGGCCAAGAUGCUUCUGGCUUUGCAUCAAGACGAUGCUUCCAUGGCCACUGAU